AUUCGUCUUUUACUUUUUUGUUGCUCUUCUUAUUUUUUGUUCUGAAAAGAAUCCGCAAAUGUCUUCUCCAUGAGUAUGCACAGAGAACGUCUGAAAAUAAUUGGGAUUCUCAGUUUCAGCCAACUAACCGGCACAAGGAGCAAGUGGCUCUGGGGAAAUUUUAUUUUCGAUACACUGAACAUAUAUCAAAAAUAA
Molecule: messenger RNA, 195 nt
Organism: Caenorhabditis elegans
Lineage: Eukaryota; Metazoa; Nematoda; Chromadorea; Rhabditida; Rhabditidae
Gene: Y22F5A.11
Exons: 2
Coding region: 70-195 (41 amino acids)
Source: RefSeq, marked reviewed